UAUGCAGGAGCUCCGGGCACUCGGCAUGAAAACAACCUGAGUGACAUCCACAGCCUCAGUGCAGACCAGGCAACUCCUGACACAAGUCACUGCGCUUGGAAGAAAGCUACUCCUUCGUUUAGGAAGAUUUCAGAUGCUUUGUACUUGAUUUGUUUUGUUGGGGUUUUUUUGCCAGCACAAUGAAGGAAAUGUCCUGCUUCUGCUUGACUUUUUCUUCCUUGUUGGAACAGAUGGUGAAGGCUUACAAAUACGUGACUGGUAUUUUUUCAGUGACUCAUAGCUCAGAGCCACAGGUUUCAGAUGGUGAUAAGAAGCUCACCAAGAUGGAUGUAAGCGUACUUGAGGAGCAGUAUGACCAUAUAAAACAGAAGCAAAAACUGCAACCAUACAUUAUUGUAUAUAAAACAGGCGGACAUGAAUCUGCACUGCCAGAAUCAAUGGUCAACCCUGUUCUAAUUAAUAAGAAAGUUAAAAGAUCAAAGUCAUGUAGAGGAGACGUCCCUGUCAGAAAGGUCGCACUGGAGAUGACCAACGGCAGCAACUCAGAAGAGGACUUGCUCUGGCGCGUCCACCUGGGAGCUCACCGCCUGGGGCGGGCCCUCGGACAAGGAGAUUCCCAGGAUCUUUCCCACUGCAACAGCACACCUUGGAGUUUUGACAACCAGAGACUGAUUUCCAAGGGAAACGGCACACUGCAGCCCAAGGAAGCAGCAGGAGCAAGUGAACUGUCUGAGCUCAGGCAGCUGGGAAGCUCAAGCGUGUUGAACAUUCUCAGCAAAGAGAACGGCUGCAACUAUUCAAGCUCCUGCCAAAAGCCUCCUCUGAAAUCAGCCACUGAAGCACUUUGGGCUCAUCAGAAGAUUUCUGCUACAAAAUGCAUGCCAGCCUGCAACAAACUGAACUUUUACCCUUUCCCAAAUAGGAAAGGGCCCAGAAUUUCUGAAGCAGCAAGGAGGCUAGGUUUAUAUGUCUCACAAUGAAGAUAUUCAGUAAUCCCUAAAAUUUAGUCAAAAACUUUUAAAAAAAACCCCUUAAAAUAGCAAAGCAGUCUUUCUAGUUAUAUGGUUCAACCUGCUGAGGGUUUACUACUCUUAUUAGACUCAGAAGAUUCUGACUAUAUACUCUUUGAUCUUUAUAAUUUUUAACAUAAGAUUUCAUCAUUCAC
Hirundo rustica (Barn swallow) is the source of this 1165-nucleotide messenger RNA. RefSeq names its product chromosome 1 C9orf152 homolog (gene C1H9orf152). The record is from RefSeq and is a predicted model, not a curated record. Bases 180 to 980 code for a protein of 266 amino acids. The transcript is spliced from 2 exons. NCBI's taxonomy places the organism in Eukaryota, Metazoa, Chordata, Aves, Passeriformes, Hirundinidae.